CUGAAUGCCUUUUUCAUUUCGAAUUUUUUCUUUUCGCUUUCUCGCCCCCUCGUCUCUUCCCCUUCCUAUUUUUCCAGCGGCGGAUACCUCGGUGAGUUAGAGAUCUGGAGUCAUGGCGAUUUUGAUUGGGAGUUCUCCUUCGAUGCUCGCUUGAGGGCUUGGUGGUCAGGCAGCCGGAGUUCUUCUCUCCCCGUCGCUGCAUCUCUCCUCUGUUGCUAUUUCCCUUUCGGUUCCCUGUUGCUCAGAUCUGUGGGUUGCUCGGGUGUUAUGAUCUGUAGGGUUAUGUGAUGUUGUGCUUUGGGGAUCGAGUGUUGUGAUCUGUGAUGUGAUGUGUUGGGCUCUUGUGAUGUUUCCCCUUUGGUUAGGCGCCCGUGUGUGUUUGCCUGAUCGAUUCUGUUUGCGUCAUAGUGAUUCUUCAGUUAGUUCAUUUGGAUCCUAGUUGUAGCUGCUAUUUUUCUUUAGUUGGUAUCCUGAGUUUUGUUUAGUUAUCUCCGGUAGUAGCUGUUAAUUUUUAGAUCUAGCAUGCUUUGGUACGAGUUGAGUUUGAUUUUGGUCUCUGAUGUGAGGGGUUGGUCUCCCAUAGUACGUUGCGCUGUUGUAUUGCUUGGAGAAUUAUAGGUCCUCAUAGUACUUGGCCAGCUCAUGCUGUAGUUUUUGCUGCUGGGUAGUAGUACGUGGCGCUGUCGUAAUUCUCAUUUGUCUCUGUCAUGGCAUGGUAGAGGGUUCAGUUUCUCCAGUGUAAUAGUUGCUUGCCAUUUGUUCUCUAAUGUACUCCAUGUAGGCAGGGGUGGUAGUUCUAUGGGAAUUUUAGGUGCUUGCCAUUUCUUUUAGUAUUUACUGAAGCUUUGCCUCUGUAAUUUAAGUUGGUUUGCCACUGUAUUAUAUGAUGCCUAUAACUGUACUAGCCUUGUGAUUCUUGCUUGCUAGUCAUUCUAAUUCAAGUGUAUCAGAACUGUAAUUCUAGUAGUUUGUUUUUUUAGACCGGCACCGAAUCGGUGCCGGACUCUCUUGUUUGGGUAGGAGGGCCUCUGUCUUAUUUUGUAUGUCACAUACACGGCAGGUGGUCUCCUAGAUUUAGUUAGGUCCAAAUUAAGUGGUUUUAUUCAGGUUGGAUGUGAGAAAGCCGCAUCAAUGUUCAGGCUGGGUUCGUUCAGUAGCUAGGUUUGGUUUACUAAUUGGCCAUUGCGAGUUGCGACUAGAGUUAAUCUUAUGCUCUGUAUGGUCGCUGGAUUUCUUGUGCAUUUGUUUGUUAGUGUUGGCUUGUUUCAUCUCAAAUUUGUUGUUUAUUACUGAAGAUGAAGAUUGUUGGACUUGACUGAUCUUUUGAGUCCUAUUUUUUAUCUACUGAAGAAAAUGGCAUGCUCCCUUUGGUAGGCAAAGCAUAUAAUUGUGGUGUGUGAAGUUGUAAAAUGGAAUUAACGGGAUAAUAAGAACGAGAACAUGGAACAGUACUAGGUACUUGUAUUUGUGAUUAAAUCGGUUGAUGUGUAUGUUGAUUCAGUAUAACAUUGUCUGUUUGUGUUGAUGCUAGCUAUGCCACAAUUAUAUAUCAUAGGUUAUGACUGUUUAGUCCUGAUUUCCUAGUUUUUUCCUGGUAUGUACUGUAAUUUAUGUUGUCUGCCAUUGUAAUUUCAAUUGUUCACUUUUGUAAAUUUUGAUUGCUUUUAAUGUAAUUCGAGUGAUCUAGCUUUGUAAUUCCAGUGGUGUUAUGAGUGUAGUUCUAGCACUUUUUUUCUUGGUUUCUACUGUAAUUUUAGGGGAGUUCCAUUGUAAAUCGUUUGUAAUUUUUUGAUUUAUUUCCGCAGUGAUAUCUCUAUAUUUUGCAGUGGCUUACUAGUGUAUUUUUUAUCAAUUACGACUGUAAUUCCAAUGGUUAUAGGGAUCUAGCUCUGUAAUUCCAGAGAUGUAGCUUUGUAAUUCUAGUAGUUUUAGUAUUGCUGAUGAUUGUAAUUCCAGUAGUUUUAUUCCUGGUUACUACUGUAAUUGUAAGUGAGUUCUAUUUCUAUACCAAUGUAAUUCUAGAGAUGUAGCUCUUUAUUUCCAAUAGUAUAUUGUUUUAGAGUGUAGUUUCCAAUAGUAAAUAGUCAGCUGUAUUUUAUCAGUAUUUUUAGUGUAAUAUCAGAGUUAUUUUAUUGUGAUUUCAGCUUGAACGUGUGUAAAUGUGAGAUUGCUCCUGAGUGUUGUUUUCUUAUCACUAGAUUGCUCCGGACUGCCCUUUUCUUAUCACUUUAUUUACUCUGUAAAUCUUAGUUUUUGCUGUUAUUUGUAAGUGAGAUCACAGUGUUAUUGUUAGUAUAAUUUUAGUCUUUUUACUAUAAGUUGUAAGUGAAAUUACAGUGCCAAUUGUAGUGUAAUUUUAGGUUAGUUACUCUAUCUUUGUCAGUGUUUUUACUCUUUAAUUCUUAGUGGAUUCUUUUAGUGCAAUGACUCCUAAUCUUUGAGUUUACUCAGCAAUUUAUAGUGGAUUUCUUAGUGUAAUUACUUUAUAUUUGUAGUGUAAUUACUGUAUAAUUCUAGUGUAAUUACUCUAUCUCGUCAGUUCUUUUCACACUGCAAAUUGUAGUGGAAUUCACACUGUAAUUGAGUGUGAUAAUCUCUGUUUCAUUGAUUUACACUGUAAAUUCUAGUGGAAUUGUAGUGUGGUGUCACCAUAAUUUUAUUAAUGUAAUUUAUUCCCCUCGCUGCGUGCUUGAGCAGGUUGGUGGUCAGGCGUCCAGCGCUCUCCCAUCAGUUGCGCCGCCGCAUCUCCCGGCCGAGGUUUCUUACCUUGACCAUGUGCACUCUGGGUUGAAUUAUCUUCCUGACAGCAAGCCUAGAAUUCUGGUAUGGAGAGGUAACAAAGUUAAGGAUUUCUCGGAAUUACAUAAGAGCAACAGUCGUUCGUAUGGCAAGAGGCCGUUGAAGCGUUUAUCACCAUCAGUUUACGCACAGAAGUCUUGUGAAAAGUUUUCAUGUUCAGUAACAAGUGGUGCAGCUACCUAUAGUAUCCCCUUUGCCAAUAAGAUUUCAACAUCAGAAGUUCAUGCUCCAGCUGUUGAUAAUGUCUCUUUUGCCUGUAAAGUUGAAACGGCUUAUGCUUCACGGUUUGGAAAUGAGAAGACCGGUUCAGAGAAAAAUGUCAGCGCGCGUCGCUAUAGGGGUGAGCGGCAUGCAUGGUUCGCUAAAAUGCACCAAUCUUGAGCUUGGACCUCGUUAUCACGCUGAUGGGCAGUACGUCAGUGCAGAGAUUUUGUCAAACUAAACUCCAUGGCAAGUUGCAUUUUCCUUUCUUAGACGAUUGCUUCCAUGAGAUGGUUACCUACUAAUGAACAGACAGUUCUGUUUCCUCAAGUUGUUAAUCGAGCGCCGAGGCCAGGAGCAGAAGAGUACCAUGGUGAUCAGCUUCAGUUGCCCGGCAAGUAGUAGAAAACUGACAUGGUUUUUGGCCUUACUGUUCAUAAUGGCUCGAGUCUAUGGCCAGUCUACUUCUGGGUUCAUAAGCAUCGAUUGUGGAAACAGUAACACCUACAACGACAUCACAACAGGAAUACAGUACCAGUCAGACGUUGGAUUUGUCGAGGGCGGUUUGAGCUACAACAUUUCAGCGGAGGCUCCUGUGGCGAAUGAGCAACAAAAAACCCUGAGGAGCUUCCCUGAAGGAUCACGAAAUUGCUAUGCGCUGCCAUCCAGCAUUGGUAAGAAGUAUCUGUUGAGGGCCACAUUUACUUACCGCAACUAUGAUGGGUUGAACAGGACUAUGGACGGGUCACCGUUUCUGUUUGGGCUACAUAUCGGCGUCAAUUUCUGGGAGACGGUGAACUUGACGAAUUGGAAUGAUCCGCUAAUGAAGGAGGUGCUCACCGUUGCUCCGGGCGACUCCGUGUCGGUCUGUCUGAUAAACUUCGGUACAGGGACUCCAUUCGUGUCUUCGUUGGAGCUGAGGCCACUGCAAGAUGCGAUGUACCCUUUUGUGAAUUCUUCGGUGUCAAUCAGCUACUUUAAACGGUUCAGAUUUGGUAACAUCACUGACCAUAUCACAAGUCAAUUACAUGAAAGAAGUCAAGAAGCACUACAAUUUGGCACGAAUAAAGAGAGUAUUCCUGGAAAGGUUUGACUUGCGACUACCCUAAGAGCAACCAGAAUCCAAGAAUUGUUGCAGUAAAUCUGUCUACCAGCGGACUGAAAGGUGGAUUUUCCGUAUCGUUCAUGAACAUGUCAUCACUGGAAAACUUGGAUUUAUCUUACAACAAUUUGACGGGAGCAAUUCCAGACUACCGAAUACGGUCACUCAGAGUCCUCAACUUGUCAAAUAACCAGGACCAAUCCCUGAUUUUGUUCUUCAAGGUUUUCAGGCCGGUCUGCUUGACUUAAGAUUAGAAGGCAAUCCCAUAUGCUCAAAACUCAAAGAUACAUACUGCUCAAAUAAGAAGAACACGAUGCAUAUUAUGCUAACCGCAGUGAUAGUUCCUGUGGUAGUGGUAUCCCUCCUAGUAGUGAUGUGCAUACUCUGGAAGUUAUGCUGGAAAGCGAAAUCAGGAGACCAUGAGGAUUAUGCUAUGUAUGAAGAGGAAACUCCACUACAUAUUGAUAUCAGGCGGUUCACAUACGCAGAGCUGAAGCUAAUAACAAGUGACUUCCAAUCAAUCAUUGGAAAAGGAGGUUUCGGUAUAGUUUAUCAUGGCACACUAGAAAAUGGUGAUGAAGUAGCUGUGAAGGUGCUUAUGGAGACAUCAAUAGCAGAGGCAACAGACUUCCUCCCUGAGGUGCAAACCUUGUCCAAAGUUUAUCACAAGAACCUUGUGACUUUACAAGGAUAUUGCCAGAACAAGAAGUGCCUAGCACUCGUUUAUGAUUUCAUGCCCAGAGGAAAUCUUCAACAGCUUUUAAGAGGAGGAGACGACUAUAGUUUGAAUUGGGAACAACGACUUCAUAUUGCACUGGAUGCUGCACAAGGACUGGAGUAUCUACAUGAGUUAUGCACCCCAUCAAUAGUGCACAGAGAUGUGAAGACCCCAAACAUCCUUCUGGACAAGAAUCUAGUGGGGGUAAUAUCUGAUUUUGGGCUUUCACGGGCUUUUAAUGAUGCUCACACACACAUAUCUACUGUUGCUGCUGGCACUCUUGGCUACCUCGACCCUGAGUACCAUGCAACUUUCCAGCUCACAGUCAAGACAGACGUUUACAGCUUCGGCAUCGUGCUCUUGGAGAACAUCACCGGCCAACCCCCAGUAUUUAUGGACCCUCAAACUGUCCACCUACCAAAUUGGGUGCGGCAAAAGAUAGCUAACGACAGCAUUCACGACGUUGUAGACAAGAAACUGCUGGAUCUGUACGAUGCCGGUUCCCUGCAGAGUGUAGUGGACCUUGCCAUGAACUGCGUGGGGAAUGCAGCCAUCGACAGGCCGACCAUGACCGAGGUUGCUUGAAGGCUUAAAGUGUGGUUGCCAGCGGCUUCUGGGACCCCUCGACGUACGUACUCCAUGGAUAGUGAAAUUCCAAGGCAAUUCCAGCUGAUGAUUUCAGGAGCACGUAACGAGGGGAGCUCUUUCCAGUCUGGCUAUACCAAUGGGAUGUCACAAAUGAGCCUCUUUUCUGGACGUUGAAAGGGAAACGCCUACUGUGUUAUUGUUUUAUAUACUUGCUUAGAUAAUGUUUGGUAAUUUGCUUUACUGCAUCGUCAUUGACUGUCUCGCAAAUCGGAAUUCAGUACUUGUAUCAUUUUCAGUUUGUAACGAAAUUCAGUAACUUCCCAGCAAAAAAAAAAAGAAACUCGGUAAUAGGAACAUUUCCAGUUUCUAAUA
Triticum aestivum (bread wheat) is the source of this 5780-nucleotide messenger RNA. RefSeq names its product probable LRR receptor-like serine/threonine-protein kinase PAM74. Lineage: Eukaryota; Viridiplantae; Streptophyta; Magnoliopsida; Poales; Poaceae. The transcript has 15 exons. Gene Ontology annotation, molecular function: ATP binding; protein binding; protein kinase activity. Gene Ontology annotation, biological process: protein phosphorylation. The record is from RefSeq and is a predicted model, not a curated record. Bases 4416 to 5405 code for a protein of 329 amino acids.